This is a messenger RNA of Dreissena polymorpha, 2459 nucleotides long. RefSeq lists its product as uncharacterized. The transcript has 4 exons. Bases 152 to 1114 code for a protein of 320 amino acids. The record is from RefSeq and is a predicted model, not a curated record. Lineage: Eukaryota; Metazoa; Mollusca; Bivalvia; Myida; Dreissenidae.
ACAGGAGGUAGCAGUUUUUGUGAGCCAACCGACAUUAGCAAAUAUAAAGGUUGAAUUUUUAUCUUGAGAAGAAAUCUGUUCGCGUGACAUGUUUUGGUAAUCAAUACAUUUUACAAAGCUCACAAUAACGUCGGCAUUAGAACAAACAUGGAUGAUUAGGGAAAACCGUGUGUGUGCAAAGGAAGGAACGACAAUAGUUGAAGGUAUCAUGGGGGUAGCCAUUGUAUUGCAAAUCGCCAUUGAUCAAAUCGACAUUGCAACGAACAUUGACUAUUAUAUUCUGCAUUUUCCAUUUGGUCUUUUUGUAUUUGCAUUGGGUUCCUAUUUGACACUAGCAGUGUCUUUUAUUCAUGCGAGAGAGAUUUUAUUUAGAAUAAGGUCAUCGUUUUAUAAGGACACGAUCCACCAGCCGCAGGGGCAACAUGCUUCACACAUCGACAUACCUCGCAGUUUAAGAUAUUUCCUUACCGCUUCGAAACAUAUUUUGCCCAUCGCCUUGGUGUUGCUCGUGUUAGGAAUUGCAACACCCGGAUGGACAUCAUAUAAGACGGGAGAAAAAAGAGUGUUUCAGGGUGGAAUCUGGUACAAGGUGGUUAAUGGCGUGUGCUGUAAACUUAACUUGGAAGAAGAUGUUAUUCAUGCUAAAGUAUUUUCACUGAUCGCUACUGUGUUGACAUUGCUGUCAGUGAUUGUCGCCAAGGUAACCACUGCUAGGAAACAGAAACACACCCAUACAACGUAUAUUCUCGUGUCAUUCUGUUUGACGCUCGCAUCAGCAUCAUUUUCGGCAUGGAUUGCAGGAUUUGCGAUAAAUUUACAAGUUAUGAAAAAUGACGAACAUGUGUUUCCGUACUCACUGUUCCUGUUCAGUUUUGGAACAGUUCUUAACGGAUUAAUGGCUAUCUACCAGGCCGUGAUUUUGUUCCGUAUUUGGAAUUCGGUUACAACGCUUAGGGACGACGACAUUGCACCAUUUCUGGACAAUAAUACAUUCGAGUUACCAGACAUACACGAAAACAUACCCGAAACGGAUGAACCGCCGCCAUAUAUAAUACAUAUUAUGAAUUAUUUUCCCAGUCCGGAUACAGAACUUGUGCAAGGUUGUAGAUCAUGAAGUCCUCUUUAAGACAAUGCUCGAUCUACCUCCGUAUAAAGUUGGGAAGUUUUCAGUUACUGACAUAAAUAUUUGAAAUGUGUACUGGUAAAGCGGCUAAUUUAGGAAAAGUGUGAACUGAUUGUUCGAUCGUUGUCAAAUGUCUGUAAAAUUGUUGAAUACGGCAACAGGCACAUAGACUACUUCAAAUACAACAACACUUUUUACAACAAUCGUCUGAUCUUAAGAUGUUUCAUUUCCACUCAUUUGCGUGAGGAAACUCGGUUAAUGUAUACGUGUUACCACAUUUAUAACUUUAAUUGCUAACCCCGCCUUUCACAUAUUUUAUUCGCAUACUGAAUUUAAUAUUUGUCAGAUGUAACCGUAAAUGAAGAACGCUCUACGUCACUACGAUGUAAUUCCUUUUCGCGCGUUUUUAUUAUUUUAAUAUAUAUCUUGUAAUUUAUCGUUCAAAAUGAUUGUAUACAUGUGAGUGCAUAAAUGGUUCUAAAUGAAUAUAGAAACGUCAAAGUCGUACAAACAGCAGAAUAAUCAAUGAAUGUUUACCGGUAUUGUAAAUGAACCACAGUGUUCCAAUUGUAUUUGUAAGGUUACAAAAGCAUAGGACAUAAAUAGAUAUGUAUUUGGUCUUUAAUAAUAUGCUGUAAUGUGGAUUUUUUUAUACUUACAAGUGAAAUAUGAACCGCAAAUGAAAUUAGUGACAACGAUAUGAAUUGUUAAAUGUGCGACUCUAAACACUAGAGAGAAAAUGCAUGCAUGUGCUUCAAAUCUAAUACAAAUAAAGCAGAUACCAUUAGAGCAAAAUUUCUUUUAAGUUUGCUUGAUAUUAUACAUCAUCACGUGGGUAAAACAUGUAUGAGCUUGCAAAAGAAAAACUGAUACAAGAUUUACUAAAGAUGUUUUAUAAUUAUGCCUUCAUUAUUUGAUUGGAAGACGGCAUUAUAAGUGAUAUAUCCGGAUUUUGUUUUGUUUGGGUUGGUUCAAACUAUGCCUGACAAUAAAUUUAAUUUCGGAAUAAAAGCAAUAACAAAUAUAAACAAAAGAAAAACGUAAUCAAACAUAUAAAACAUGCUUUUAAUGAGUAGUCGUCUUUCUACCUAUAAAUAGGUUUGGAUCCUUUUUUAUCGUCAUUAGUUGCAAAAGAAAAUGAAUUCAUUCGUUAUUCGCUAUUUUGAAAAAAGAAGAUGAUCCAUCAAAGCUCACACGCUAAAACUAUCAAAGGAAGAAGGCUACAAACUUUGACACUGAUAAUAAUCUUAAUUAGGACUGUUAUGUACAUACUGUGAAUGCACAUACACAUGUUGUUUUUUAUUUAUGUCAAAUCCGCACUUCGUACGUAUAUUAA